Oppiella nova is the source of this 570-nucleotide messenger RNA. NCBI's taxonomy places the organism in Eukaryota, Metazoa, Arthropoda, Arachnida, Sarcoptiformes, Oppiidae. The record is from the annotation of a GenBank genome assembly.
AUGGAGGGACUGUUGAGGAGGAGGUUAUCGACAGAAAUUCACAAACACUACGGAAAUGCGAGAGAUAUAGAGUGGGGUCUAUUCGGGGGCCAAAUAUUUAUGCUUCAGUCGAGACCCGUAACUAAUUUAGACAACUCUUACACCGACUACGAGAUUAUGCAUGAAUUGGAUUCAUCUCAUCCGUCAGAGUUUGAGAUCUACUCCCGGGCCCAUUUGGGCGAAACCUUUCCCGGAGCCACCUCUUGGACAGCCCUUCAGAUCCAUUGGGGCAAUAAAAGUAGUUUUGUCCGUCUAAGUUUAGAUAUGAGACUUAGCACCGUUGAAGAUUACAACCCAUUUGUAGAGAACAUGGGAUGUGAAUAUAACCAGGUUAUGUUUAAUAUAUCCAAUGGAGCUAUGACCGGAUUCUUUGAGGGCUACCCUAAGUCUAAACCCGCAGUUUCUAUGGUGUUAGCCUGGUUUGGCCAUCAUAUUGAGGACAAGGAUGUUAUCAAAUGUUUUAAUGAUAACUCUCAGAGUCGACCAAAACAAUCAAUUACAAGCAUAUUUCAAAAACUUAAUUUCUUUCUA